CUGCUAGAGAGAUGCAAAAUCAACCUGGAUUUGGAUGGGAAGGUUUAAAGGAGGCUAUGAGGAACCAGUUUUACCCUCAGUCUCUGCAACUCCAGAUGGAAUCUGAGUUUAUCCAUCUGAGGCAAAGGGGUAUGUCAGUUCUGGAAUAUGCUGUGAAAUUCAAUGAGUUAACUCGAUUUGCUCCUGAUCUAGUGUCUACGGAUCGUCAAAGGAUGAAUCGGUUUGAAGGAGGUUUGAAUCUGGAUCUUCAAGAAAGGCUUGCUGCAAACAUAAGUAAGUCCUAUCAAGAGCUAUAUGAUCGGGCUAUCAAUGUUGAAAGGAAAAUGAAGCUGCGAAAGGAUGUUUAUGAGAAUGGAAAAAGGAAGGGUAAAGGUCAAGAAGUUUCAAUAAGCAAUGCCUUUAAGAAGCAGAACACUGGAUUCUCAGGAAACAACAAUGGUCAGAGGCAAAUCCCUCGUUGCAACAUAUGCUCCAAAUUGGGCCAUGUAGCCAGGGAAUGUCGAGCAGGAACCGAUCAGUGCUAUCGGUGUGGUAAGACGGGCCAUAUGGUCAAGAAUUGCCCGGCUGUGGAAAGGAAGAACGAGAACAUUAACAACCGUGUGCCAGUGCAAAGGAACAACUCUCAGAACUAUGGUUAUGGUAGGAAUGCAAGUAAUAAUGCCAACAGAAACCCUCCACGUGGACCCUCACAAGCCGGACGAGUGUUCAUGAUGCAAAAAGAAGAAGCUGAGGCUGAUGACACCGUUAUUACUGGUACUUUUCCUGUCAACUCUGUACCUGCUUAUGUCCUUUUUGAUUCUGGAGCUUCCCAUUCGUUUAUAUCUACUGCAUUUUCUAGAAGCUUGAAUGCAAAACCAUGCUCUGAUUUCUCUGCCAUGAGGAUAUGA
This is a messenger RNA of Beta vulgaris subsp. vulgaris (sugar beet), 887 nucleotides long. RefSeq lists its product as uncharacterized. The record is from RefSeq and is a predicted model, not a curated record. Gene Ontology annotation, molecular function: zinc ion binding; aspartic-type endopeptidase activity; nucleic acid binding. The coding region runs from base 12 to 887 and encodes 291 amino acids. Gene Ontology annotation, biological process: proteolysis. NCBI's taxonomy places the organism in Eukaryota, Viridiplantae, Streptophyta, Magnoliopsida, Caryophyllales, Amaranthaceae. The transcript is spliced from 2 exons.